CUGAAGAAAUUUUACUACCUUCUACCCUGUAUCGUAAUGCACCUCAUCCUCAGUGAUAUUUUUGCUGCUCACCUAAGAACGUUCAAUGGAAAUGAUAUACUUUACAUGCAAAAGCAUAAUAAGUUUCGCUAUUUCAUCGUCUUCUUCUCGGGUGUCACAUUUAUGACGGCACUUUUUAAUUUUUGCGGUCAAAUGCUGCAACUUGCUUAUGCCAUCACAAUAGGGCAGGGCAGCUACUCUCCUGAUGAUUGGCGGCUAAUGAUGAACUAUCCUGUAUUGGCAAACUCGUUAGAGGAUAUCUGGUCAAAGCGGUGGCAUCGUGUUUUUCGAGUUGCUUGGAUAAGUUGUGCUUUUAAACCCAUCUAUUAUUUGCUCCGAGAACGAACGCGUCAUAUACCAAGUUUCAAAUAUAUUGCUCUAGGUACAGCUACUUUCGCUGUAUUUUUAGCAUCAGGUAUAAUGCAUGAGUACCUGGUGCUUUGCAAUGCUGGAUGGGCGAUCUAUAGAAAACAAUAUGCUGGUGACCAGCUUAUCUUCUUCGGUAUGCAUGGAAUGUUGGUUGUUUCCGAGAAGGUAUUGGAGCAGGCCUUAAAACACUCAGUUCCCCGCUCUAUACGUACUUCACUAGUAAUACAACUACUCCGCCACUUAUACGUGGUGGCAGUCGCAUUCUGGACACUUCCAUGGUUUAUGACUAGUUUUGCACCUUGGGGCUUUGAUAAGCUACCCUUCGUUACACCAAUUGGAGAUAAAACCAUCGAGUUACUGAGUGUUAAUACUUUCUUCCGACAAUAUUGUGGAUCAUGUUUGCAGUAGAUAUUUAUGCAAUAAAUUGAAAAUGUUAACCAAAAGAUACAUGGCUUGAAUUUAGCUUAGAAAUAUCGUAUAUAAUCUUCUGCAAUUAUCAGUUAUGCCCUUUAAUCAAUGUAUAUUUUAUAUAAAAGGACAGGAUGGUAUCUAUGUUUAAUCGAAUU
Mycotypha africana is the source of this 974-nucleotide messenger RNA. RefSeq lists its product as uncharacterized. Gene Ontology annotation, biological process: lipid metabolic process. The transcript has 2 exons. NCBI's taxonomy places the organism in Eukaryota, Fungi, Mucoromycota, Mucoromycetes, Mucorales, Mycotyphaceae. Bases 37 to 816 code for a protein of 259 amino acids. The record is from RefSeq and is a predicted model, not a curated record.